AUGGCAGACUCACCAGACGACGACAAACUGCAAUACGUUAAGCAAGACUACUUUCAGCAAGUUCCCAGAAGAUGGUCCAGUGCUCAUGGUCAUGACGACAAAUCCACUGGUGAAGAUAGUGGCAAUCUGUUCAUGAGUGAGCCGUCAACGAGCGAAGCAGAUUCUUCGGAGCAGCAUGGUGGUGUUCUGUCACCUUUCGCGAGCAUUAGCAGCGGUGAUCCAGAUUGCCUUCCCCCUGCACCCUUACCACCUGCUAGGUUAUUGGAUGCAGCCCCUCAUUCUCCAGGAGGAAACACUAGUUUAAGUUCGUGGGAGAGUCGGCAUCUGGGUGAUAGACAAGUUCAUAUCGAUUUUGAUCCUCGGCGGAAGGGAGAGACAGAUCCAAGCUCAAAACAUCAAUCUACUGACAAUGGGAACCAUAAUAGAUCAGAUUCAGUUCCACCUGCUUCAAGCGAUCAACAACGACAAGAAGCUGCGGGUCCAAGCAAGCAACAGCGGUCAAAUGGAGCUGGAAGAAUCUCCAAUGGAGUGUCUGGUACUCGUGGAAUGGAUCAAUCAUGGAAUACGCAGCCACAGCCACAGCCACAGCACCUAAAUACAUUGGGUGGCAACACUGCCAUUCAGGAAAACAAUUUAGAGGUUGUGUCCAUGCUCUCCGUUCCAAUACUAUCUUCAAAUUCGCAGCAAGCAAACUUUGCAGAUACUUCGGUGAAUAUGGUUUUAUCAGCAUCUGAAGGCGAGAGUUUUGAAGGGAAUGCGAUACUUAACAAUUUGGACGAUUCUUCGGAAUGGUUCUUUGGAGACGAAACCACAAGCCCUAUCCUUCCAAGUCCAAUGACAGCACUGCAAACAAAACCGAAAGGAGAUCGACAUCGUAGAACGAGGAGUGGAAAACAAGGAAGUGGAAGUCAUCGCCGGCAGAGGAGCGGCGACACUGCUGCCGUCGCUCUUUCUACAGGUAGUACCGAGUGGAAGGGUAUGGAGCAGGACAACAUUCCUCUACCAUCUGAGCUGGUGAGCUACAAUGAAUUCAUGGAUAAUGAAGACAGUUUUGAAACAGGAGGCGACAAUGGGCAGAAGAACGUUCGGAGUGUCCCUCCUUUGGAUAAUUUUUCAGAUGCUGUGAAGAAUUCUGAAGUGCGAUCAGAUUUGACUGGAGAAGCCAAUCAGUUCUCAAGGUUUUCGGUCGGGCAAACGGAACAAGAAGAGAGCAGACGACAGUCUCGGCGUUUUCGGAGAGACUCAAGGGGACGAAAGAGAUACAGCGCACAUGAAUAUGACGACUCGUCAAAUACUUCUAUGUCUCCGCAGCAGUUUCGAGACCGUGCAUUCAUCGAUGAAAUGCAAGAUCGAGCUGCCAGUAUCUCAAACUUCUAUACUCAGCCGGAAGCAGGUGUCAACAAACGAUUCACCACACAUGACACCCCAAGCACAGCCUCAAAUGUUUCAGGAUACUACCCUGGGUCAGAACGAAACGACAAUCGCAGGCACUCUCAUUCGUUCAGUCGAGAGUUUUACGAUCAAGGAUUCCGUUUUGGUCGUGGGGAAAGUCCAGCCAGUCCAGCUUUUCCACCUUGGUGGAAUAGUCCAACCCCGAUCAUAGAUAGCCGGAACAGUUUUCAGAGUGUACGGAAUCAUAGUCCCCGCUCUGAUCCGCAUUCGGCUUCUGGGACUGCAGUAUUUGGUCCCCCUGAUUGCAGUGGUGAUACUCCCCUUUCGUUGCAUCGAAAGUCUCUUGAUUCCCAGUGGGAUGCUGUAGUGAAAAAUGAUUCGGAAUCUGAAACCUCUGCCUCUGUCACUGCCAGGCUACGAGCAGUACGUUUUGAAAGUCCCAUGUUACAACCUGGGUUGUCACCGUUUGCAAAAAAUGUUGAAACGAAGAAAGCUGAAAGAGCUGACAGACGGAGUUUCCUACCACAGAUCAGUGCUGCUUCGAGCGAAAAGAGUCAUCCCACCUUUGUUUGUCCCAGUUGCAAAACGCGUCAAAGGGAAUUCUUUACUGUUUCCAGCGCUCCAAGACAGUUUGAAAGCCCGUCUGGGUAUAUUGCGUUGUAUUUUGCAAUUUAUGUUGUUGCUGCGUUGUAUAUUUUUGGUCUACAAGAAGGAUGGGGAAGACUGGAUUGCUUCUAUUUUGCAGUGAUCACCCUUACAACUGCUGGCUUGGGAGAUUUUGUUCCAACAACUGACAGUGCCAAAGUAAUGUGCUCAAUUUUCAUUUAUUUUGGAGUCGCUUGCAUCGGUUUGUUGUUAGGAUCUUACAUUGCUGGGAUGCUCGACGAAAGUUCCAGUCGAUUGGCUAGGGCAAAUCGGAUUAAAGCUUGUCCGAAUUGUACCAGAAUUCAGAAUAUCAAAGAUGCAGCUCAACAUCGAGCAAAAGAAUUUCGGAAAAAUGUUCAUGCAUUGCAGCGUGAUAAUUUGCCCCAAGCACGAGACUUUCAGUCGGAACGUCCUUUAAUAGAACCGAGCACGAAAAAGGCGAAGCAUCGGCAUCAGAACUUCAGAAGGGGAAGCCAUACAGGUCCAGUGGCACGACCUUCAAUUUUUGAAACGACUCAGCCUCACACAAGCGAACGUUAUAGGAGAUCUCCAAAGAGUGAUAGCGACGAAAACAGAUCUCCAACAAAUUGGGAUUCCGUCAAGAAUUCUCCGCUCCAGCCAGAUCCAUCAGCGAAAGAGACAGUAUUGGACGGCAACAAAGUAGUGGCUAGAUCUCCCGGAACGAGAGCUAUUCUUGGCCGGCAGAGCCACACAAGACACUCAUCCAUCGACAUUGGAAGCGGCAAACUUCAAUUUUCUCUGCGUGAAACCCCAGUGCCUCCAAGAAGGUACAGUGCCACCACUCAUGGCAUCGGAGAUAAACGAAUGCCGUCACCCCCAGUUCACACAUCAUGGGGUGCAGAGGCAUUCAACAAUUACGCAUCGGACGGUGACUUUUCGGAUUCUGAAGAAUCGAGCGCGUCGGAAGAAAGCAAUGAUAUUGCCCUUGAAGGCAAGUAUAGCAGUGUCAAGAAUGCGAAAUAUGUGUUCCUCACACUGCGGGAGGCCCUGAUUAACUCGAUGGUAAUUAUUGCAUUCGGCUGUAUGGGAUUCUACUUCAUUGAAGGCUUCUCUUUUGUUGACAGUUGGUACUUUACAACUGUACUACUCACUACAGUCGGUUACGGUGACAUCGUUCCGCACACAAAGGGUGGCAAACUUUUUGCGACGGUAUACAUUCUUGUUGCCGGUACUAUUCUCUUGAAUAAUAUGUCAAUGAUCAGUAUGAUUCCUUUGGAGUUACGACGUCGGCGAACAGAGAUGGCUGUCCUAAAUCAGUUUGGGGACUCUUUGGAUGAUGCCGCUUUGCGCGAAUUGGCGACUGGGCCUCUAAUCAAGCGUCUUAAGCUGGCAACCAGUCACCGUGCAGGUCUUGAUGAGUGCACUCGGGAGAUGUUUUGCUUGGCGAUGUUGGUUCGGCUUGGGAAAGUGGCUGAAGAAGAUAUAAAGCAUACGUUUGCUGCAUUUCGCAAGCUUGAUCUUCAUAAUGAUGGUGUGCUGAACAGCAAGUCCAUCAUUGCCGGUAUGGUUCAAAAACGCAAAACCUUGUCCACCUCGUAUUUGAACCUGUCAGCUUUAGCCGCACAAGAGGAUGAUUCAAAAAAUUUAGAUGUCAACACGAGGACUCCUCAGCCAGUUGCUUCCCAUAUGCUGAAUUCCACUUGGAUGAAUAAUUGGGGUCCCUCCUUUACUGCUCGACCUGGCCGUUAUUCAACAUCGGACAAGGCAAACGGAACAACAAAUGAAUUCUCCUCUUUGAUUUCUGGAAAGCAAACAUACGGAAGUCACAAUCCGCUGUCGCCAACUGCAGAGACACGCCAAUACUCGUGCUAG
Cylindrotheca closterium is the source of this 3870-nucleotide messenger RNA. The record is from the annotation of a GenBank genome assembly. Lineage: Eukaryota; Bacillariophyta; Bacillariophyceae; Bacillariales; Bacillariaceae.